Molecule: messenger RNA, 874 nt
Organism: Dalotia coriaria
Lineage: Eukaryota; Metazoa; Arthropoda; Insecta; Coleoptera; Staphylinidae
Gene: RpL13
Product: ribosomal protein L13
Exons: 4
Coding region: 159-827 (222 amino acids)
Biological process (GO): translation
Cellular component (GO): ribosome; cytosolic large ribosomal subunit
Molecular function (GO): RNA binding; structural constituent of ribosome
Source: RefSeq, a predicted model, not a curated record
UACAUUUUAUAAUAGGCAAUCCAACAUACACCUAAACUUCGGUUACUUUCGCCGCGUUCGUUUACAUGCGCUGGAGAAACGUCAAACUUGCGCGUGCGCGCGGUGAUCUCUCUCUUUCAGUCGCGAAACGUGUGGUGUCCACAUAAAAAGCCUUCAAGAUGGGUAAGGGUAAUAAUAUGAUUCCGAAUGGCCAUUUCCAUAAGGAUUGGCAACGCUUCGUCAAGACCUGGUUCAACCAGCCAGCGCGUAAGUUCAGGAGGAAACAAAACCGCGUGAAGAAGGCGCGCGAUAUUGCACCAAGGCCCGCUGCAGGUCCCCUGCGCCCUGUGGUCAGGUGCCCCACUGUCAGAUAUCACACCAAAGUCCGUGCUGGACGUGGUUUCACUUUGCAAGAGCUUAAGGCUGCAGGUUUAAACGCUGCGUUCGCUCGCACUAUUGGCAUCGCUGUUGAUGUACGUCGCCGCAACAAAUCCGUCGAGUCUACGCUCGUCAACACUCAGCGUCUUAAGGAAUACAAGGCUAAGUUGAUCCUGUUCCCUAAGGGCAACAAGAAAUUGAGGCCUCUGGAAGCUGAUGAGGAGAAACGCAAGGUCGCUUCUCAGCUCAUGACUGAGGUGCUGCCGAUCCGUCGCCACCCUGCUCUCAGGGUUAAGGCGCGCGUGCCCACUGAGGAAGAGAAGAAAUUCAGCCCAUUCCUCACUAUCAGAAAGGCCCGCGCUGAUGCACGCCUUGUUGGAAUCCGCGCCAAGCGCAUUAAGGACGCGACCGAGAAUCCCGAUGAUGUGACAAAGGCAGGCGGUAAGGAUAAGAAGGCGGCCAAGAAGUAAUUUGUAGAAAAAUAAAUGAAUUCAAUAUAUUUAAACGUAUUGAUAAA